AAGGCCACAAGUCUUGGAAGUUCCAAGUUGGAACACAGACUUGCUUCGAAGGAAGCGUGGAUAAGAUUGGACAGUUAAUGUCCUACUUGUGUACACAUUUACAAACCUGAAGUGAAAAGCCCGAAGCACACUGCUGCUAGUAAAAUAUUGGAAGAACCUGAUUUAAGAAGAAAGGAAGGCUGGGCAGAGUCGGCAACCUCCUGGGUUGUUUGUUUGUCAACUUCUAGUCAGCACUAUUUGAAGCAAAGGACGGAUUGUAAGGUUAAAGGAACGUCUCUCUCCCUGCCCCCGGGACAUCUGCUUGGAGAAUAGGCCGCGCUGCCUGGUUCCUUCAGGCAAGCAAGGGUUAAGCUUGCAAGGCGUCUCCGGGCUGCCCUAGGGGGUUGGCCAUUGCUGCUGCUGCCGCCUCCUCCUGAUCAAGAGAGAAAGCAGCAGCUGGGGUUGGGCAGCCAAGCUCAGCCGAAGCCACAUCGACUGUAUUUUCCGCGGCACGCAAGACUAGCCAGGCGUUGCUAGCAGGGCUCCAGUUGCAGGUUCUGUGAAAAGAGAAGAUGGGGUCUGGUUGUCUGAAAGUCACAAAAUACUUCCUUUUUCUCUUCAAUCUCCUCUUCUUUAUCUUGGGUGCCGUGAUCCUGGGCUUUGGAAUAUGGAUUUUGGUCGACAAAAGCAGCUUCAUUUCAGUUCUGCAGAACUCAUCACACUCAUUAAAAGUUGGAGCAUUCAUUCUCAUUGGAGUUGGGUCUGUCACCAUGUUGAUGGGGUUCUUGGGCUGUAUUGGAGCAGUCAAUGAGAUUCGGUGUCUCUUGGGACUGUACUUCACUUGCCUGUUGCUGAUCCUCCUAGCCCAGAUAGCCGUUGGCGUGCUCAUCUACACUCAACAAGAAACACUCAGAAAUGAAAUGUCUGAUAUCGUCGUUGGCCUCAUCCGGAACUACAAUCCUAAUGAUGAAACCAAUAGGACCAUUGAAGAUGCAUGGGACUAUGUCCAGUUACAGCUGUCUUGCUGUGGAUGGAAUGGACCAGAUGACUGGAAAAACAACACAAUCCUCCUGAAGAGCAACCAGACCUACUACCCUUGCUCUUGCAGUAUUGAGUCUGACUCCAGUAAAAAUGGGGGCUUCUGUGACUUCAGUAUUCCUGUAAAUUCAACAUCUGAUGUCUGGCCAGUUCACAACCAGGAGUGCCAGACAGGUGUGAAGAUCUGGGUAAAAGAUAACCUUGGUGUCAUUCUUGGCGUCUGCUCGGGGGUUGCUUUUAUUGAGCUGCUGGGAAUGGUGCUCUCCAUUUGCCUCUGCAAAAACAUUCACACUGAAGACUACACCAAAGUGCCCAAGUACUGAGACUGCUGUCAUUGGGUGCUGCCCGAGAGCAAAUGGAACAUGUCCUUCCUCAUACCUGGACUGUCUGCAUCACUUACCAUUCCUCCUGUGGCAUCCAGCACUGCUGUGGAUCAGUUAGGCUGCACUGCAGCUAUGAGUUCUUUGAGGGAUCAGGGGCUUGGGCAGCCCCCUCCUCUCUUGAUGGUUCUUCUAUGAAGCAGGCCACUUAAGUCUUCCUCUACUUGUGCAAUGCCCUGCACCUUUACUGACAGCACUGUGCUAGAUAGUCCUUUCCUUAUUUUUAUCUACUUCUGACCAAUUGUGAUUAGGGUUAGACAGCCUUCCUGCAGUUCUUUACUAUCAUUGCUAUGUGUACACUACCUUUGCAUCCCACUCAGUCAGGAAGAAUCUUCAGGGCUUUGGCUAAUGUUGGUGGCUUGGUAGUGGGUCUGUGUGCUUCCCCCCCACUCCCCGCCCUUUAACACCUCUGCCUUUCACAACUUCGCUUCCUCAAACACCAAUUACUCCUCUUUGCUUACUGCUCAGUCUUUGGUGACAUCCAUCAGUUUCAGCUUGGGCUCAGCUGCAAGCUUUUGCUUUCUUCACCAGUUACCCCCUCUGGACAGGAGUGUGUGGCUUGGGUGAUCGGAAUUCUCUCUCCUCUGCCACACUCUUCUUCUCCCUGGAUCCUGUUAGCUUGGAGGCACUUUACAGACUGUGUGUGACAUGUGCAAGACUGAGUAUGUGCAAGUUCAUUGGGAUAUGUUCCUGGGUUGCCAAUUUUUAUAGAGGUGAGGAUUGAGACCACAUAUAUGUAUUUCUUCCAGUAUAGGUUUUCUGUGGUUAUGUUUUGUGUUGUGUUAAGAAAAUGUUGGCUUUUCAUACCAACAAGGGGAGGGUGGGGAAGCACCACUGCUGCAGGACAUGAGCAAUGAGUCUUUUUGUUCCUUCUGUUAUACGUGCAUAUCUGGUUGGGUGACGUAUGAACCUGGAGUAACUAAGAUUGCCACCUGAAUCACGAGGCCCCUGAAAUAGGGAGACACUAUGAGGGUAUUUGGUGUGUUCACAGGGAGGAGUUUCUGCACCCAAUAGCUAGUCUAGUGAUUCUGUUUUAGGUGAGAGGGCAAUGGUAUCUCUUCAGUAGAAUCCCUUACUUUGGGUUGGGGAAUGGGAAAGGUUGGUACUCAGUAGUGGUUGCAUUCAGAGCUGUAGAUUCCACAACCCGCAUGGCAAUGAAUGUGGCAUGGAAGGCAUCCACUUCAAAGAACUAGUUAUGGAAAGUUGAGUAAAAUUGGACAAAGGAUCUUCAUAAUCUUCCAUGUAUUAAAAGUUCUUGACUUCCACGAAUAUGCAGGUCAGUGCGUCUGGGCACUGUUGCCAUGUUCCAGCUGAGCACAGGAAGCUUCAUGGGAGGGAUAUCUACAAAUCAACGGUUAAACCAUUGUCCCGAGGGGAAAAUUGAAUGAGCUUCAUGCUAAUAGCCAAUAUCAGCCCUGUCAAGAGGAUCUUCAUGCACCCUCAGGACACACAUGCUAUUAUUUCUUAAGGGAUUAUUGACAAUAACAAAUACAGGAGGAGACUGGUGUUUAUAAUUUUGCUUUGGUUAAACUUAGUUUACUUUCUGUGCAGUGAGAGCUGGAUAAUUGAUGGAGGAUAUUCUCAAUCCUUCAUAUUGUUGAACAGAACUUUAAUGUUGGUAAAGAAGAAAGUUGCAAGUCUCCAAGGUUCAUGGGAGUGACCUCUUGAGCUCCCUCUUACUACUUCCAUUCUGGUAACUGCUUUUCAAAUUGGUUGUAAAACUAGGUUUUAUAUUCACCUUUUGUGCUUCAAUUGAUACGCUGCUUCAUUGAUAAGCUGUUUUUGCUAUGGUUCUUGUUCUCUUGGAUUCAGCUCGAGAAAAAGAAAAGCUGAGCCCCUUCUGGAUUUUUACUUUGUUUUUAGAAACCUCUUCCAAAUGGAAGAAAUGCAUGUACAGAUUCAAACAAAUAAUGGGUGGGUAUUUCAGUAAUAAAAAUAUUUGCUUAAAAAAAUCACAAA
Molecule: messenger RNA, 3356 nt
Organism: Hemicordylus capensis (graceful crag lizard)
Lineage: Eukaryota; Metazoa; Chordata; Lepidosauria; Squamata; Cordylidae
Gene: CD82
Product: CD82 molecule
Exons: 9
Coding region: 552-1340 (262 amino acids)
Cellular component (GO): membrane
Source: RefSeq, a predicted model, not a curated record